Messenger RNA from Stylophora pistillata, 2408 nucleotides. RefSeq lists its product as uncharacterized. The record is from RefSeq and is a predicted model, not a curated record. Lineage: Eukaryota; Metazoa; Cnidaria; Anthozoa; Scleractinia; Pocilloporidae.
GAUGGCUGACGAUGGGGAGAUUACGAUAGGAACUCCGCUCUCUUCAAAACGCUACGAACCCAGAAGUCCGGUAUCGUUUAUCGCUUCGCCGUUAUAUUUUCCGAAUGAAAUUACGCGUGUCCCUCUUCAACGCAUACGAUGCGGGAAACUUGACAUUAAAAGCGAGGAACGAUGGUUGGAAUACCAACCGCAAUCCAAACACUUGAGGUUCCUCCACAAAGACCGGAAACACCUAGACCACGAGCAGUGCACUCUCUUAGAUUGUCAAAAUAUCUCUGCGGCUGAUCUAAGAGUCAGUGCAAAGUUUGGCUACCUCGACCCAAUGAAGGGAACUCUUAUUGUUGAAUGUCAAAACCUCGUACAAGGUGACAGUCCUCACUGCGGUGCUGGGGUUGCGUCAUGUAGUUACGUCGUGGAGGCGACAUUCCACGUUAACUACACGGGCCAAGUGAGAGAUGUGCUUCGUUCUCUGCGGCAUGCAAAGCUACUGGAUUCUUCUGAUGGUGAAACGCCGUCAAGGGAAGGAGAGGGGGAAAGAGCUGCCAGGGUUUGCCGCGAGAGGAAGUUGAGGGAAGGUCUUCCUGAUUGGACACCGUAUAUUCCUCAUCGCGUCUACUCACCCGCUGUACGAGGGUUAAUCGAAUCAGUGAUCACGCUGUAUACAAUUUUUUCCAUCUUGUGGGCGUUGUGGCAACUCCACCGCCAUGUCGACUUCAUACGUGCUUACAUGCAGCCCAUUAUUGAUGCGUUAAAGUAUCAUGUGCAACUCAUGGACGAGUGCAUUCACUUUUUAAACGGUUUGUUUGAAGAGUUGACUGAGCAAUGGCUGGCCUAUGUCAAACCAGGAUAUGUUAUACUCUCUUCCUUUGCCUCUCCCCUGAUUGCAGUUGGACGCGAAAUGUGGUUUGCAGUUGUGAGCUUUUCAACUGCUUUUGCAGUGAUUUUUCGACCUCUUUAUCUCCUGUUCCAGCCAAUUUUAAACAUACUUCACAUGGUGUUUAUAAAGACUCCUUAUGCUGUCUUCCAGCCAAUGUUUUCUUUUGCAUCAAAAUGCUGGUCGUUGUUUUACAACACUGUGUUUUACCGUCUUGUUUUAACACAGAUAUCUAACAUUAAACAGGUAUUCAUUUGGUUGGUGGAAAUCCUUGAAAAGAGCAUGAAACUUGAUCCUUUUAAAGCGCAACUGGUAUUAAUGAGGUCCACCGUAAUAAACAGCGGUAAAGCUCUGAGUCUUGGUCUGGUUUUUAUAUUUAAGAGCAUUGAACGCAGAGUUUGGUUGAUGAUUGCAAGGCCUGUUGAGGACAAAGAUGACUAAUAGGGUGGCAGCAGUUUGUGGAAUGCCAUAAUUACUCCAUGCUCUAACAACAAAUUGCAUCUCAUGAAAUGACACUGUUGAUAUAUUUACUACCAUUAUUGGUGAAUUUGUCAAAACAUUGUUGUGUUGUAUCUUCCAUUGUUUUGAAAUUGGUAAAUGUUGAGUGUAUCAGUUUAUCCAAAAAUGAUGAGAGUUGAAAUUAAAAGUUGAUAUUUGACAAAUGUUAAUAUAAUAUUAUUGUAGGUGAUCAAAAGUUAUUUGUUAUUCACUCCAAAUAAAAUAUCGAGAGAAAUGUUCAAGCUUCUUACAAAUACAAAUUUUCAAAACAUACUCAGGUUUCAAGAAUAGUUCAGUUGAUUUAGUAAAACAUUCAACAUAACUUUCACAAAAUAACAUCUAUCAGCUAAAACACAAAUCUUGUAUAGAUGUGCUUUAGUAUCAAAAUUUAAUAGAGUACUAGUAGGCAGUUCUCAGGCUUAAUUUAUGGCUGGUAGAUCACAGAUGAUAUGAAAACAUAUCACUUUCCAUAUCAAUAUAUAAUAUAUGAUACAUUUAACAAAAAAAAUCACUGAUUCAGAACCCUUUAUUACUCCAAUGAGUGAUCAAGACAUAAUUUCUCCUUACAUUAGCAAUACAAUAUCAAUAAUAAUAAUAGUUUAAUAUUUGUAGUGCACAAAUUCCAUAUACAUGUGAUCAAAUGCGCAUGAAGCGGCUAAGUGAUGAGAAUCAAGAAAAAUAUAAACUGGCAGAUUAGUAGUUGAUCCAAUGCUUAAUUCUUCAAACUAAUAUCAUAAGAAUUAUGACGUGCUAAGGAGAAUUACUAUCGAGAUCUUGCUCUAGUGCCGCUGGUGUCAUUGUUACCUACAUCACACAUGCAGUGAUGCUAAAAUAUCACAAUACUAGCUAUAAUGUACUAUUAUCCAAAUGUGCUCUGUAGAGUACAAGUAAUGUGCAAGAAGAGUACAAAUACCACACAAUAUUUGUGCUCCAGAAAUAUCCACAAAAUUCACCUGCACUAAAGUAACAAUUUGGCAUGUUGGAUAAUACCCGGUAAAUCUCUUAUUAGACAUUUUGUUUUGUAGUAUCACUGAGU